Rhododendron vialii is the source of this 3852-nucleotide messenger RNA. RefSeq names its product FACT complex subunit SPT16-like. Gene Ontology annotation, cellular component: FACT complex. Gene Ontology annotation, molecular function: nucleosome binding. The coding region runs from base 443 to 3631 and encodes 1062 amino acids. The record is from RefSeq and is a predicted model, not a curated record. Gene Ontology annotation, biological process: transcription elongation by RNA polymerase II; positive regulation of transcription elongation by RNA polymerase II. The transcript is spliced from 4 exons. Lineage: Eukaryota; Viridiplantae; Streptophyta; Magnoliopsida; Ericales; Ericaceae.
AUCGAGAAACCCACUUCUCUUUUUCCAUCUGUCUCUCUACACCGGACCUGCUCUCUACACCAGACCUGCUAUGUGAGAAACCCUCUUCGCGAUGCUCUUCCAACCCUGCGACUUCAACUAACGAUUGCCUAGUGGUUUCGAUUUCUGGUUUUUCGAUCCCCGACUUCCUUUCUACGGUUUGUAGUUUAACCAUAAUGAGCGAGCUGAGUUCGGAAGAAUUGAGACGCUCGAAAACCCCAGGCAUGCCAGCUACAAUCCCAAAGAGCUGAUUCUGACAACUCGAUGGGAUGAAUCAGAAAUGAGGGGAACUUUGUUGAUUGGUGAUUUGUUGCAGAGACUCGAAGUUGAACCCCAGUUUCUGGAAUUUGUGAUGGUGAUUAUUGGCUCGAGGAUUCCUUAUAUAACACCUUAAAAUACCAGAUCUGGGCUCAGUAAGCAGGAGAUGACAGAAAACAAAAAUGGGAAUGCCCCGCCUGCAAAUAAAAGCACUCAUGGUGCUUACACUAUUAAUUUGGUGGGCUUUAGUACACGGUUGAAGGCCCUUUACUCGAACUGGCGUGAACACAAAGCUGAGUUCUGGGGAUCUUCUGAUGUCCUUGCAGUUGCUACGCCUCCUGCUUCUGAUGAUCUGCGUUACCUUAAAUCAUCUGCUCUUAAUAUUUGGUUGCUUGGUUAUGAGUUUCCGGAGACAAUAAUGAUAUUCAUGAACAAGCAGAUCCAUUUCUUGUGCAGCCAGAAGAAGGCUUCUUUGCUUGAAGCUGUGAAGAAGUCUGCAGUGGAGGCUGUGGGUGUGGAAGUUGUCAUGCAUGUGAAGGCAAGGAAUGAUGAUGGGACUGCACAGAUGGACGCCAUACUCCUUGCCAUCCGUGCUCAGUCAAAGUCGGAUCCUAUUGUUGGGUCUGUAGCAAGAGAGGCCCCAGAGGGUAUUCUUCUGGAGACCUGGGCUGAGAAGCUGAAGAACUCAAAUCUUCAGCUUGCUGAUAUAACCAAUGGGUUUUCUGACCUAUUUGCUGUAAAGGACCAUGAUGAGGUCACUAAUGUGAAAAAGGCUGCAUUUUUGACUGCCAGUGUGAUGAAGAAUUUUGUGGUUCCAAAACUAGAAAAGUUCAUUGACGAGGAGAAAAAAGUUGCACAUACUGUAUUGAUGGAUGAAACUGAGAAGGCCAUACUGGAUCCUAUUAAAAUUAAGGUGAAAUUGAAGGCUGAAAACGUAGAUAUCUGCUACCCUCCAAUCUUCCAGAGUGGUGGGAACUUUGAUCUCCGGCCGAGUGCUUCAAGUAAUGAUGAGUUUCUGUACUACGAUUCUGCCAGUGUGAUCAUUUGUGCUGUUGGAUCUCGAUAUAACAGCUACUGUUCUAAUGUUGCCAGGACUUUUCUUAUUGAUUCCACUGAGACACAGAGCAAGGCGUACGACGUUCUACUCAGGGCUCAUGAAGCAGCAAUCGGUGCUUUGAAUCCUGGGAACAAAGUCAGUGCUGUGUAUCAAGCUGCCCUCUCUGUGACUGAGAGGGACGCUCCUGAAUUAGUUGCAAACUUGACAAAAUCUGCUGGGACAGGAAUCGGGUUGGAGUUCCGCGAGUCGGGAUUGAGUCUUAAUGCCAAGAAUGACCGUGUGUUGAAACCAGGCAUGGUUUUUAAUGUGACGCUUGGUUUCCAGAACCUGCAAGCACAGACCAAGAACCCAAAGAGCCAGAAUUUUUCUUUGUUGCUUGCGGAUACUGUGAUUGUUACGGAGAAGGGGCAUGAAGUGGCAACUGUGUUGAGCUCUAAGUCUGCUAAGGAUGUGGCUUAUUCCUUUAAUGAGGAUGAGGAAGAGGAGGAGCUGCCAAAAGUGAAAUCUGAGUCCAAUGGCACAGAAAACUUGUAUUCGAAGGCAACUCUCAGGUCAGACAACCAUGAGAUAUCGAAGGAAGAGCUCCGAAGGCAGCACCAGGCGGAACUUGCUCGCCAGAAGAAUGAAGAAACUGCCAGACGUCUCGCCGGUGGGGGGUCAGUAAAUGGAGAUAAGCGUGGUGCUUCAAAGAAUACGAGCGACUUAAUCGCUUAUAAGAGUGUCAACGACCUCCCCCCUCCUAGAGAUAUGAUGAUUCAGAUUGACCAGAAAAAUGAGGCCAUCCUCUUACCUGUAUAUGGCAUCAUGGUGCCUUUUCAUGUUGCUACAGUGAAGACCGUGUCCAGCCAGCAGGACACCAAUCGAAGUUGCUAUAUCAGAAUAAUAUUUAAUGUUCCAGGCACCCCAUUUAAUCCUCAUGACGCAAACUCUUUGAAGCAUCAGGGGGCAAUAUUUCUGAAAGAGGUUUCAUUUCGGUCCAAGGACCCAAGGCACAUAAGUGAAGUGGUGCAGCAGAUUAAAACACUUAGGCGGAAUGUUUUGGCUAGGGAGUCUGAGAGAGCAGAGCGGGCUACUUUGGUUUCUCAGGAGAAGCUUGUAAUUGGAGGGAACAAGUUUAAGCCCAUAAGGUUGAUUGACCUUUGGAUCCGUCCCGCUUUCGGCGGUCGUGCAAGAAAGCUGAGUGGUACUUUAGAAGCACACUCGAAUGGGUUUCGGUAUUCAACCUCAAGGCCGGACGAGCGUGUUGACAUCAUGUUUGGAAACAUUAAGCAUGCAUUCUUCCAGCCAGCAGAGAAGGAGAUGAUCACCCUCCUUCACUUCCAUUUGCACAACCAUAUAAUGGUUGGAAACAAGAAAACUAAGGACGUGCAGUUCUAUGUUGAGGUGAUGGAUGUGGUUCAGACACUUGGGGGUGGAAAGAGAUCUGCCUACGACCCUGAUGAGAUUGAGGAAGAACAACGGGAAAGGGACCGGAAAAAUAAAAUCAACUUGGAUUUCCAGAAUUUUGUCAACAGGGUGAAUGAUCUCUGGGGACAAAGCCAAUUCAAAGUGCUUGACCUCGAAUUUGAUCAACCUUUAAGGGAACUUGGUUUCUAUGGAGUUCCAUAUAAGGCCUCGGCUUUCAUUGUCCCAACUUCAAGUUGCUUGGUUGAGCUGAUAGAAAAUCCUUUCCUUGUGGUCACUCUAAGUGAGAUCGAAAUCGUGAAUUUAGAAAGAGUGGGUCUUGGGCAGAAAAACUUCGACAUGGCUAUUGUGUUCAAGGACUUUAAGUGCGAUGUGCUUCGGAUCGAUUCUAUUCCUUCAACUUCACUUGAUGGGAUCAAAGAAUGGCUUGAUACAACAGACGUCAAGUACUAUGAAAGCAGGUUGAAUCUGAACUGGCGUCCGAUAUUGAAGACUAUCACUGAUGACCCCGAGAGGUUUUUGGAAGAUGGGGGAUGGGAAUUUUUGAAUUUGGAGGCCAGUGACUCGGAUUCUGAUAACUCGGAGGAGUCAGACCAGGGUUAUGAACCGUCGGAUGCUGAGCCUGAUUCGGUAUCUGAGGAUGAUGAAUCCGACAGUGCGUCAUUGGUGGAGUCUGAGGAUGAUGAUGAGGAAGAGGACUCGGAGGAAGAAUCAGAGGAAGAUAAGGGGAAGACGUGGGAAGAGUUGGAGAGGGAAGCGAGUAAUGCAGACAAGGAGAAAGGGGAUGAAUCAGACAGCGAGGAGGAGAGGAGGCGAAGGAAGAUGAAGGCUUUUGGCAAGUCUAGGGCCGGUCCAGGUAGCGCUGCUCCCAAACGGACAAAGAUGCGGAGGUAGAUUCUAGGGGAGAUCUCUUGUUUUCAAGUAAGGUUUUAUAGUUUAUGCAGCAGUAGUGAUCUAUGUUUUCAAUAGUCAGCUCUUAGAAAUUUUUUUAAGGGUUACUUUUCCUUUUUUUGGGUCAUUUUCUCGUGUUUUAGGUGACCUACUGGAUGUUAACAUGACAGGUUGCGCUUGUAAAUUUGGUAGCAUUUGUUUGGUCUAAAAGGGGUUUCGCUUUA